Molecule: messenger RNA, 485 nt
Organism: Meloidogyne enterolobii
Lineage: Eukaryota; Metazoa; Nematoda; Chromadorea; Rhabditida; Meloidogynidae
Source: the annotation of a GenBank genome assembly
UUUUACCUAUUAUUUUCAAAAGUUUCAUUUUUUAUUUUACUUAUAAUUUUUAUUUCAUCAACAAUCCGAUAACUAUAAAUAUGGAAUUUGUUCGUCUGGAGGAGAAUUAUGUACGAAAAGCAUAUUCUGAAUUAAAUUUAGCAAAUAAAUAUCGGGGAAAAUUGUCUUUUGUUACAAGCUUUCUUAAAAAUUUGCCACAAAAUUCCUUAAUUUUGGAUAUUGGUUGUGGUGAGCAUAUACAUUUACGUCAAGAUUGUUUUACAAUUGGAAUAGAUAUUUGUUUGCCAGUUGAAAGAAAAGAAAAAUCAACAAAUUCAAAUUUUUUACUUUCUAAUUUAAUGUAUUUACCUUUUAGAGAGGGCGUUUUCGAUGCAAUUCUGCUUAUUUCUGUUCUUCACCAUAUCCCUGUUGAAGUAAGUAAAAAUGGAAAAGUAUCUCGCGAGCUAAAAAAUAUUUUGAUUUUAAAAAUAAUGCAGACACAAUAG